Molecule: messenger RNA, 737 nt
Organism: Andrographis paniculata
Lineage: Eukaryota; Viridiplantae; Streptophyta; Magnoliopsida; Lamiales; Acanthaceae
Product: zinc finger protein CONSTANS-LIKE 1-like
Exons: 2
Coding region: 92-529 (145 amino acids)
Molecular function (GO): zinc ion binding
Source: RefSeq, a predicted model, not a curated record
UACAAACUUCAAAUCGCCUCUGGUUCAUACAAACCAGAACCAAGAAUUAUAGUCUGAGGCAUAGCUUGAGGAAGAUAGAAAGAGAGAGGUGAUGAAGAAAUGCGAGCUGUGCAAGAAGGCUGCAAGAAUAUAUUGCGAUUCCGACAAGGCGAGCUUGUGUUGGGACUGCGACUCCAGGGUCCACAGUGCAAACUCCAUCGUGACCAAGCACACCAGGGUUCUUCUUUGCCGCGCCUGCCGGACUCCGACUCCCUGGACCGGCUCCGGCCCCAGGCUCGCACCCACCGUCGCUCUCUGCGUGGCAUGUGUUCGUAAUGGAUACGACAAGGACGAGGACGAGGACGAGGAGAUUAAGGAUUUCAGUAUUCGUAAUGAUAAUGAUGAUGAUGAUGGUGAGAAUCAAGUUGUGCCUUGGGCCCUGCAGGCCUCAUCUAUGGCUUCCACGACUGAUGAUUCUUGUAGGGUUUCCAGCCGAGUGUCAGGUAUGUCUGAGAAACGUCAGAUCCGGGAUAGGGAAAAUCAGGGUUAAUUUGCCAGAUGAUGAUGAUCAAAUUCAGCUACAUUGCCAUAAUUAUGUGUUCUUGUGAUUAUAGCUAAUUAUUAAUACUACCGUCAAUCUUUUUAACGGCUGUAAAUGUUUUAACUAAUUCCCGGAUGUUAAAGUAUUUGUAUCUGUAUCUUUUCAAAUCACCCGACAACUACUCCAUAAAUUAAAACCCACUUUAUUAUUAAUUUCA